Molecule: messenger RNA, 2697 nt
Organism: Mycena indigotica
Lineage: Eukaryota; Fungi; Basidiomycota; Agaricomycetes; Agaricales; Mycenaceae
Product: Cystathionine beta-lyase
Exons: 9
Coding region: 1-2697 (898 amino acids)
Biological process (GO): 'de novo' L-methionine biosynthetic process; isoprenoid biosynthetic process; transsulfuration
Cellular component (GO): cytoplasm
Molecular function (GO): pyridoxal phosphate binding; ATP binding; mevalonate kinase activity
Source: RefSeq, a predicted model, not a curated record
AUGGCGCCGACCAUCGACGCCAAAGUUUCCGCUGUGCACGACUUGCCUACCCCCGAACCUGAAUCUCCCCUCAGACAACGCAAGCCGUAUCGCUUUUCGACCUUAUGCGCGACUGUUGAAAACCCAGAGUUGAAGGACCAAUAUGGGAGUAGUUCUGUCCCCAUCUACCAAUCAGCCACUUUCAAAGGCGUUGGAAAUGUGUUUGAUUAUUCUCGGAGCGGCAAUCCCACUCGCAGUCAUCUAGAACACCACAUCGCCAAAAUAUCGUCCGCGAACCACGCUAUGUCUGUCGCUUCUGGAAUGGCUGCUUUGGACGUCAUUCUCCGCCUUUUAAAACCAGGGGAUGAGGUUAUCGCUGGCGAUGACUUGUACGGAGGCACAAACAGACUCUUGUCUUAUAUCCAAACGCACGGGGGUGUUAUUGUUCAUCAUGUCGACACAACCGACCCAGCAUCUGUUUUGCCAUUCAUCAACCCUACAAGUACUCGAAUGGUUCUUCUCGAGUCUCCGACAAACCCGUUGCUCAAAAUCGUCGACCUCGCAGCCAUUAGCAAAGACGUCAAAGAGCGGGCACCCAACGCUCUUGUGGUGGUCGACAACACUAUGAUGAGUCCUUACCUCCAACGACCACUCGAACAUGGCGCGGACAUCGUAUAUGACAGCGCCACAAAAUAUCUGAGUGGGCACCAUGACCUGAUGGCUGGGGUCAUAACCUGUAACCGCGACGAUCUCCACCAACAGAUGGCAUUCACAAUUAAUGCUGUAGGGAAUGCCCUUGCACCCAAUGACUGCUUCUUGCUUCUCCGAGGCACAAAAACACUUGCAUUGCGUAUGGAUCGUCAACAAACAUCAUCCCAGCUUGUUGCUGCCUAUCUCCACAACCUUGGCUUCACGACACAUUAUCCCGGUCUUCCCAAUCACCCCAAUCGACAGGUUCACGCUCGAAUAUCAUCCGGCAAUGGUGCCGUCCUCAGUUUCGAGACGGGUAAUAAGGAGCUGAGUGAGCGCAUCGUCGGUGGGACGAGGUUAUGGGGGAUAAGCGUCAGUUUUGGAUGCGUUAAUAGUCUGAUCAGCAUGCCUUGUGUUAUGUCUCAUGCAUCGAUUGACGCUGCAACUCGAGCAGCGCGAGGACUGCCAGAGGAUCUCAUUCGUCUUUGUGUCGGAAUUGAAGAUCCAGUCGACCUCAUUGAUGACCUCGAACACGCGCUAAUCGAUGCUGGGGCCAUCACAUUCAACCCACAACUGAACAACUACGCACGUGUCCUACCACCGACCCUUGAACAAGCUGUGCAGAAACUGGGCCUCUACGAUCCACGUCAAGAUGCGCAGGAAUGGUUUGUCAGUGCACCUGGCAAAGUUAUCCUCUUUGGCGAACACGCUGUGGUACAUGGAGUGCCUGCUAUAGCCGCUUCCAUCGACCUACGUUGUUAUGGUCUGGCAACACCUCGCGACGAUGCCAAACUAUCAGUACAUUUUGCUGAUAUUGACAACUUUUAUCACGAAUGGGAUAUUGAAGAGCUCCCUUGGCAUGCUGGGAUACCACUGGCUGCAGGAGAGGAACAUCCUGAGCUACUCGAUCAAGCACUGGUCGAUGCCAUCAAUAUGGGACCUUUGCGCCAUAUAUCCGAUCUCGCGAAACAUGCCAAAAUCGCGGCCUUGGCCGUUCUAUAUAUAUAUAUUCAAGUUGGUCGGAACAAACGACCUGCGGUAAACCUUGCUACACGGGCUACUCUACCUGUUGGCGCUGGCCUGGGAUCCUCCGCCUCAUUUUCGACGUGCAUUGCUUCAUCACUCUUACUGAUCAAUCAAGACAUAACCCUCCCUCCGCCUUCAGCUAACUCUGAUGACGCCCUUCAUGUCCAUCAAGGAAGGAAAUUUAUCCCACAGUCCAUUGCGCAACGUGUCAACAAGUGGGCUUUUGUCUCUGAAAAGAUUCUGCAUGGUACCCCCAGUGGCAUAGACAACAGCGUGGCUGUUUUCGGAGGCGCUUUGGUUUAUACCAAGACUCCAACAAGCGUGGAAAUGGAGCCAAUCCAGAGCUUCAAAUCGCUCAAAUUUUUGCUAACCAAUUCCAAGGUUCCGCGGGACACCAAGCAACUUGUGGCUGCCGUUGGGGCUCUCAAGGCUCGCGAGCCUCAACAUGUCGACGCCCUUUUCAACGCUAUCCGUAAUAUCAGCGAAGAGGCCAGAAGGGCGUUAGCUGACGCUGAACUUUCCCGAGUGGAACUUUUGGCGGCAUUAUCGCGUAUCCAGUUGCUCAUUGAUCAAAACCAUCAGCACCUUAUCGCGUUGGGCGUCUCUCAUCCAUCUCUGGAAGCGAUCAGAUCUACUGCUGCAGCGGAACCUUUCAAAUUAAGCACCAAGUUAACAGGUGCAGGAGGUGGUGGUUGUGCAGUCACAUUAUUACCAGAUGAAUUCCAACCGGAAUCUCUAUUGGAUCUUACUGGUCAACUUGAGAUCCAACAAUUCGUGCCAUAUACCGUUGCUGUUGGUGGUAGCGGACUUGGUAUCCUCUCCCCUUAUGCAGCCCCGAAUCUAACGGAAACAAAAUCAACAAUUGUUAGUGAUCAAAUGACACCCCCGGAAACACCGGGUUUUAUGUCUUUUGAUACCCUGAUGCGAAUCGCUUUUGAGAAGCAGAGCACUGACUCACUUCCGAGAUGGGCUGAUAGUUUGGGGCAUUGGCUCUAUGUGUGA